Molecule: messenger RNA, 1887 nt
Organism: Triticum dicoccoides
Lineage: Eukaryota; Viridiplantae; Streptophyta; Magnoliopsida; Poales; Poaceae
Product: tRNA pseudouridine(38/39) synthase
Exons: 16
Coding region: 173-1315 (380 amino acids)
Biological process (GO): mRNA pseudouridine synthesis; tRNA pseudouridine synthesis
Cellular component (GO): cytoplasm; nucleus
Molecular function (GO): pseudouridine synthase activity; RNA binding
Source: RefSeq, a predicted model, not a curated record
GGAGAGGGAGAACCAGAGGCUCGCCCAGAUUGUUUCCACCUGUAGCUGCAGCUCCAAGGAGGGCAAUGUACCAUCUUCUUUAUCUGAGAGCCGUGAUCAACAAGUACAGAAGAAUGCAAAAUCACAUGAAAGUAGAACCUCAGACCAUGGCAUAAGCCUUCCGUUCGAUCACAUGACGAUAUCUACUGAAAAUCAAGUAUUGUGCAAUGUUAAAGGGGAAGGGCAUGAUGAUUUAUCUAAAAUUCGAAGGAAGCAUUCUAAAAGAACAGGUGACCAAGUAGGGAAUGUAAGCCACUGCCAAAAGCGACUAAUUGCUCUGAAAAUCAUGUACUUCGGCCAGAGAUCCUAUGGCUUUGCUUCAGAAGCCCAUACAGAGCCGACGGUUGAGUCUGAGAUAUUCAAAGCACUUGAAAGAGCAAGAUUACUGGUUGGAAGUAGGAAAGAUUUAUGCUAUUCUAGGUGUGGAAGAACUGACAAAGGAGUUUCUGCUACUGGACAGGUAAUCUCCUUAUAUUUGCGAUCAAAUUUAAAAGAAGCAGGAGGGAAUGUGGGUGAAAGAUCUGAAAUCGAUUAUGUAAGUGUAUUGAAUAGAAAUCUUCCACGAGAUAUACGUGUAAUAGGUUGGUGUCCAGUUGCAGCAGACUUUCUCGCAAGAUUCUCCUGCUUGGGUAGGGAAUAUAAGUACUUGUUUUGGAAGGGGGGCUUGGAUGUGUCGAAAAUGCAGAAAGCUGCACUUAAAUUCAUUGGGGAACAUGACUUAAGGAAUUUCUGUAAGAUGGAUGCAGCAAACGUGAGCAACUACAAGCGAUGCAUUACAGAUUUUACUAUUUCUGCGUGUGACCAAAGGUCCAACCAUGAUGAGCUAUGGUCCAUGAAUAUCAGGGGUAGCGCCUUUCUGUGGCAUCAAGUUCGUUGCAUGGUAGCUGUUCUUUUUCUUGUAGGUCAAGGCCUUGAAUCACCUUGUGUAGUUGAUUCAUUGCUGGAUAUUACCAAGACACCUAGAAAACCUCAAUAUACAAUGGCACCAGAGCUUCCAUUGAUUCUGCGAUCUUGUCUAUUCGAUGGAGUCAGCUUCAUGUGUUCAUCAGAUGCCAGUCAGGCUUUGAUUGAACACUUGAAGGAUGAAUACCAUCAGUAUAUGUUCCAAGCCGCUAUAUUUGAUGAGGCUUUGACCUGUUUAUCUAUUCCAGAGCCUAAUCCACUUGAAUCCCCUAAGAAGAAGAGAAAACAUAUCCCUCUCCUGUCACGGGAAACAGAACCUUCUUACGAGGAACGCAGAGCAAGAGUCAAAGUUAAGUCAGCAACAUGUAGUUGAGUGGCUACCUUAAGUAGCACACUAAGAGUUUCGCCUUUGGAGAUCGGUGCGGCUGACUAGUUGAGUGUGAUAAUCAUCAAGCAUCAAGGGGCAAUCUUCUCAUCCCAACAUCUCUCCUUGAAGCUUUUGUUCUUACUGUGUGCAGUUCUGGGACGGGCUAAAGUGUUACGCGACGAUGGGGAAUUGACAAAAGAAGUUCAUUGUUCAGAUAUCCUUCAAGCUUUGCGUUAUUCACCACCCUUUGCUACCUACCAGCCUUCUGACAGGCCUUGAUAACUCUGCUCUGUCUUGUUGUUGCUAUUGCCAUGCGAUUAAGGUACAAGCUGCUUACUGGAUUGUAGAGUAGUUGCAUCUAAGCAACAGUUGUAUCGCUACAAGGCAGAAUUAUUUGAUUUCGCAAGCGGCAAUGCUUGCUUGGGCCGUGCUUGGAUUAGGUGUAAAAUAAUACAGAGGUGUUUUCUUUACACGUGUAAUUUACCGGCCAGUGAGCAAUUUCCGGCCGGAAACGAAACGACCGAGCGAGGCAUGUAUUUUUUACGGAGGUAUUUGAAACGAAAACGCUGAUCCAAACA